This is a messenger RNA of Manduca sexta (tobacco hornworm), 1216 nucleotides long. Its product is annotated as lysosomal acid glucosylceramidase. Gene Ontology annotation, biological process: glucosylceramide catabolic process. NCBI's taxonomy places the organism in Eukaryota, Metazoa, Arthropoda, Insecta, Lepidoptera, Sphingidae. The coding region runs from base 92 to 1216 and encodes 374 amino acids. The record is from RefSeq and is a predicted model, not a curated record. Gene Ontology annotation, molecular function: glucosylceramidase activity. The transcript is spliced from 8 exons.
AACAUGCUGCUCAGUGACUCUGGAUAUAGAUGUGAACACUAAGUACCAGACGAUAGAAGGCUUCGGCGGCGCCGUCACCGACUCGGCUGCUAUGAACUGGAAGAGUUUAUCCGAAACGACGCAGCAAUUUCUCAUUGAUUCAUAUUUCAGUACCAAUGGUAUAGAGUACAAUAUGAUUCGCGUGCCCAUCGGAGGUACUGAUUUCUCCACCCAUCCUUAUGCUUACAACGACCUUCCUGAGAAUGACGCGAAGCUCAGUAAUUUUUCGCUGGCCUACGAGGAUUAUCAGUAUAAGAUACCGCUAAUCAAGAAAGCGUUCGAAGCUUCUAACGACACCAUCCAUUUGAUAGCGUCGACGUGGUCACCUCCGCCGUGGAUGAAGACGAACCGCGCGUACACCGGCGUCAGUCAUCUGAAGACAGAGUUCUACCAGACUUACGCUGACUACCAUUACAAAUUUUUGGAAAAAUACACAGAAGCGGGUAUUCCCAUUUGGGCAAUCACUACCAGCAACGAGCCAAUUUCAGGAGCGUUGGGAAUGGAUGUAUUUAAUACACUUGGAUGGACGGCAUCAGCUAUGGGUAAAUGGAUUUCAGAAAAUUUGGGACCGACAAUUCGAAAUUCUACGUUCAAAAAUGUGAAAAUUCUCGUGGCUGACGACCAAAGGAUAGUCCUACCAUAUUACUUCAACAUUAUGCUCGAAGUGCACCCGAAUGCAUUGCCAUACAUAGACGGGAUCGCGGUACAUUACUACACUGAUUUCAUAACGCCAGCCAAAGUUCUGACAGAAGUUAACAAGAAUUACCCACAUAUAUUUAUUAUCGCCACAGAAGCUUGCGAAGGAAGUUUUCAAUGGCAAAGGGAACGCGUCGCGUUUGGUUCCUGGCAGAGGGGUAGGAGUUACAUCAAUAACAUUAUUGAAGAUCUAAACCAUAACGUAGUAGGUUGGAUGGAUUGGAACAUAUGUCUGAACCAGCAAGGAGGGCCAACAUGGGCUGAAAACAAUGUAGACUCUCCCAUACUAGUAAAUGCAGUGAAGGACGAAUUUUACAAACAGCCCAUGUUCUACGCGAUGGGACACUUCUCGAAGUUCAUACCGAGAGGCUCUAGGCGGAUAAAAGUCACAGAGAAGAAGUUCUUCAUUGAAAAAUCCGUGGAAAAUGUGGCGUUCUUGACACCUAACAAUACUAUUGUAGUUGUUAUGUAUAAUGAGUGA